AUGCCUGUCACAAUCAAGACAACAGCGCAUGGGGCAAACCUCACCCGCCCCCCGCAAGCCCUCGACCAUGCCAAGCAGAUCCUUGACCGCAUCGAUCCGGACAGGCGCCAUGGCGACCUGAUUCAGUCGUCCUUCGAUGCGGACGGGAUUCCAGGUGUGCUACAAGCUGAGAACAAUGGCUUUGUGAGCCUCGUGACGACUGCCUACGGUCUCCACCGCCGCCUGCGCAUCCGACCGGAAGAUUUAUGGCUGGCCAUCAUUAAUUAA
Neoarthrinium moseri is the source of this 267-nucleotide messenger RNA. RefSeq lists its product as uncharacterized. The record is from RefSeq and is a predicted model, not a curated record. The transcript has a single exon. Lineage: Eukaryota; Fungi; Ascomycota; Sordariomycetes; Amphisphaeriales; Apiosporaceae. Bases 1 to 267 code for a protein of 88 amino acids.